AGAGCCCAGAGGGACAGCGCCCAGAGCCCGGAUAGAGAGACACGGCCUCACUGGCCCAGGACUGGGGGCACAGCCACCAGGGUCCCCUUCCCCCUCCUCAGCUCCCUCCCUGGCCCCUUUAAGAAAGGGCUGAUCCUCUCCUCUCUUGAGUUAACCCCUGACUGUCCAGGUGGCCCCUGGGCUCUGGCCCUGGUGGGCGGAGGCAAAGGGGGAGCCAGGGGCGGAGAAAGGGUUUGCCCAAGUCUGGGAGUGAGAGAAAGAGGCAGGGGUGCUGAGAGGGCGGCUGCUGAGCAGAGUCGGUGGUGGCGAGGGCCUCCCCUGCCGCUGUGCCAGGCAGGCAGUGAGUGCCAAAUCCAGAGAGCCCGGAGCUGGGGGGAGGGCCGGGGACAGCCCGGCCCUGCCCCCUCCCCUGCUGGGAGCCCAACAACUUCUGAGGAAAGUUUGGCACCCAUGGCGUGGCGGUGCCCCAGGAUGGGCAGGGUCCCGCUGGCCUGGUGCUUGGCGCUGUGCGGCUGGGUGUGCAUGGCCCCCAGGGGCACACAGGCUGAAGAAAGUCCUUUUGUGGGUAACCCAGGGAAUAUCACAGGUGCCCGGGGACUCACAGGCACCCUUCGGUGUCAGCUCCAGGUUCAGGGAGAGCCCCCCGAGGUACACUGGCUUCGGGACGGACAGAUCCUGGAGCUCGCGGACAGCACCCAGACCCAGGUGCCCCUGGGUGAAGAUGAGCAGGAUGACUGGAUAGUGGUCAGCCAGCUCAGAAUCGCCUCCCUACAGCUUUCCGAUGCGGGACAGUACCAGUGUUUGGUGUUUCUGGGACAUCAGAACUUCGUGUCCCAGCCUGGCUACGUAGGGCUGGAGGGCCUGCCUUACUUCCUGGAAGAGCCUGAGGACAGGACUGUGGCCGCCAACACCCCCUUCAACCUGAGCUGCCAAGCCCAGGGACCCCCAGAGCCCGUGGACCUACUCUGGCUCCAGGAUGCUGUCCCCCUGGCCACAGCUCCAGGUCACGGUCCCCAGCGCAACCUGCAUGUUCCAGGGCUGAACAAGACAUCCUCUUUCUCCUGCGAAGCCCAUAACGCCAAGGGGGUCACUACAUCCCGCACGGCCACCAUCACAGUGCUCCCCCAGCAGCCCCGUAACCUCCACCUGGUCUCCCGCCAACCCACGGAGCUGGAGGUGGCUUGGACUCCAGGCCUGAGCGGCAUCUACCCCCUGACCCACUGCACCCUGCAGGCUAUGCUGUCAGACAAUGAGGUGGGCAUCCAGGCGGGAGAACCAGACCCCCCAGAGGAGCCCCUCACCUUGCAAGCCUCUGUGCCCCCCCACCAGCUUCGGCUGGGCAGCCUCCAUCCUCACACCCCUUAUCACAUCCGUGUGGCAUGCACCAGCAGCCAGGGCCCCUCAUCCUGGACACACUGGCUUCCUGUGGAGACGCCGGAGGGAGUGCCCCUGGGCCCCCCUGAGAACAUUAGUGCCACGCGGAAUGGGAGCCAGGCCUUCGUGCAUUGGCAGGAGCCCCAGGCGCCCCUGCAGGGUACCCUGUUAGGGUACCGGCUGGCGUAUCAAGGCCAGGACACCCCAGAGGUGCUAAUGGACAUAGGGCUAAGGCAAGAGGUGACCCUGGAGCUGCAGGGGGACGGGUCUGUGUCCAAUCUGACAGUGUGUGUGGCAGCCUACACUGCUGCUGGGGAUGGACCCUGGAGCCUCCCAGUACCCCUGGAGGCCUGGCGCCCAGGGCAAGCACAGCCAGUCCACCAGCUGGAGAGCUGGAUCCAAGGCCUCAUCCAUGACCUGUUCCUCGUACCCCCGAUAGUGAAGGAAACUUCAGCUCCUGCCUUCUCGUGGCCCUGGUGGUAUAUACUGCUAGGAGCAGUCGUGGCCGCUGCCUGUGUCCUCAUCUUGGCUCUCUUCCUUGUCCACCGGCGAAAGAAGGAGACCCGUUAUGGAGAAGUGUUCGAGCCAACAGUGGAAAGAGGUGAACUGGUAGUCAGGUACCGCGUGCGCAAGUCCUACAGUCGCCGGACCACUGAAGCUACCUUGAACAGCCUGGGCAUCAGUGAAGAGCUGAAGGAGAAGCUGCGGGAUGUGAUGGUGGACCGGCACAAGGUGGCCCUGGGGAAGACUCUGGGAGAAGGAGAGUUUGGAGCCGUGAUGGAAGGCCAGCUCAACCAGGAUGACUCCAUCCUCAAGGUGGCUGUGAAGACGAUGAAGAUUGCCAUCUGCACAAGGUCAGAGCUGGAGGAUUUCCUGAGUGAAGCAGUCUGCAUGAAGGAAUUCGACCAUCCCAAUGUCAUGAGGCUCAUCGGUGUCUGUUUCCAGGGUUCUGAACGAGAGAGCUUUCCAGCACCUGUGGUCAUCUUACCUUUCAUGAAGCAUGGAGACCUACACAGCUUCCUCCUCUAUUCCCGGCUUGGGGACCAGCCAGUGUACCUGCCCACUCAGAUGCUAGUGAAGUUCAUGGCGGAUAUCGCCAGUGGCAUGGAAUAUCUGAGUACCAAGAGAUUCAUACACCGGGACCUGGCGGCCAGGAACUGCAUGCUGAAUGAGAACAUGUCCGUGUGUGUGGCGGACUUCGGGCUCUCCAAGAAGAUCUACAAUGGGGACUACUACCGCCAGGGACGUAUCGCCAAGAUGCCAGUCAAGUGGAUUGCCAUUGAGAGUCUAGCUGACCGUGUCUACACGAGCAAGAGUGAUGUGUGGUCCUUCGGGGUGACAAUGUGGGAGAUUGCCACAAGAGGCCAAACCCCAUAUCCAGGCGUGGAGAACAGCGAGAUUUAUGACUAUCUGCGCCAGGGAAAUCGCCUGAAGCAGCCUGCGGACUGUCUGGAUGGACUGUAUGCCUUGAUGUCACGGUGCUGGGAGCUAAAUCCCCAGGACCGGCCAAGUUUUACAGAGCUGCGGGAAGAUUUGGAGAACACACUGAAGGCCUUGCCUCCUGCCCAGGAGCCUGACGAAAUCCUCUAUGUCAACAUGGAUGAGGGUGGAGGUUAUCCUGAACCUCCUGGAGCUGCUGGAGGAGCUGACCCCCCAACCCAGCCAGACCCUAAGGAUUCCUGUAGCUGCCUCACUUCGGCUGAGGUCCAUCCUGCUGGACGCUAUGUCCUCUGCCCUUCCACAGCCCCUAGCCCCGCUCAGCCUGCUGAUAGGGGUUCCCCAGCAGCCCCAGGGCAGGAGGAUGGCGCCUGAGACAACCCUCCACCUGCGACUCCCUCUCAGGAUCCAAGCUAGGCACUGCCACUGGGGGAAACUCCACCUCCCCACUUUCCCACCCCAGGCCUUAUCCCUACCUGAAGCCCUAUCUUCCUACCUAUCCCACCUCCAUCCCAGACAGGUCCCUCCCCUUCUCUGUACAGUAGCAUCACCUUGAAAGCAGUAGCAUCACCAUCUGUAAAAGGAAGGGGUUGGAUUGCAAUAUGUGAAGUCCUCCCAGGUAUUAACAUUCCAAGACUCUAGAGUCUAAGGUUUAAAGAGUCUAGAUUCAAAGGUUCUAGGUUUCAAAGAUGCUAUGAGUCUUUGGUUCUAAGGACCUGAAAUUCCAAAGUCUCUAAUUCCAUUAAAAUGCUAAGGUUUUAAGGCCUACUAUUUUUUUGUUUUUCUUUUUUUUUUGAGAUAGAGUCUCGCUCUGUCGCCCAGGCUGGAGUGCAGUGGUGCAAUCUUGCCUCACUGCAAACUCCACCUACCAAGUUCAAAUGAUUUUCCUGCCUCAGCCUCCCAAGUAGCCAGGAUUACAGGCACCCGCCACCACACCUGGCUCAUUUUUGUAUUUUUAGUAGAGACAGGGUUUCACCAUGCUGGCCAGGCUGGUCUAAAACUCCUGACCUCAAGUGAUCCACCCACCUCGGCCUCCCAAAGUGCUGGGAUUAUAGGCAUGAGCCACUGCACUCAACCUUAAGACCUACUAUUCUAAGGCUUUGAGAUUCUGUGGUUUUAGAUUUUCUGGUUCUAAUAUUUUUGAUAAGGCCUCAAGGUUUUAGGUUUUAAAGCUCUAAGAUUCUGAUUUUAGGAUCUAAGGCUCUAUGAUUCUAGAUUUUUAUUUUUCUAGGGUUCAGAGUCCUUAGAAUGUAAGAUUCUAGAUUCUAAAGAUUCUUUAAUUCUAGACAUGGAGGUUCUAAGGCCUAGUGUUCUAAAAUAUGAUGUUUUAAGGCUCUGAGAGUCUAGAUACUCUGGCUGUAAGACUCUAGACCAUAAGCCUUCAAAAUUUUAUCUUCUCAAGUUCUAAGAUUCUAAUGAUGAUCAAUUAUAGUUUCUGAGGCUUUAUGAUAACAGAUUCUCUUGUAUAAGAUCUUACAUCCUAAGGGUCAAAAGCUCUAGAAUCUGUAAUUCAAAAGUUUUAAGAGUCUAAAGAUGGAGUUUCUAAGGUCCAAUGUUCUAAGAUGUGAUAUUCUCAGACUUACUCUAAGAUCUUAGAUUCUCUGUGUCUAAGAUUCUAGAUCAGAUGCUCCAAGAUUCUAGACGAUUAAAUAAGAUUCUAAUGGUUUGUUCUGUUUCAAGGCACUUUAGAUUCCAUUGGUCCAAGAUUCUGGAUCCUAAGUAUCUAAGUUAUAAGACUCUCACACUCAGUUGUGACUAACUAGACACCAAGUUCUAAUCAUUUCUAAUGUUGGACACCUUUAGGUUCUUUGCUGCAUUCUGCCUCUCUAGGACCAUGGUUAAGCAUCCAAGAAUCCACAUUUCUAAAAUCUUAUAGUUCUAAGCACUGUAGUUCUAAGGCUCAAAUGUUCUAAGUUUCUAAGAGUCUAAAGGUCCACAGGUCUAGACUAUUAAGUGCAAUUCCAAGGUUCUAACCCUAUACUGUAGUAUUCUUUGGGAUGCCCCUCUCCUUUUUAGCCAUCAUUGCUUCCUCCUCCCCUCCUGUGGGGGUGUGCCCCCUUCAAGCCUGUGCAAUGCAUUAGGGAUGCCUCCUUUCCCGCAGGGGAUGGAUGAUCUCCCACCUUCCGGGUUAUGUUGCCCCCCUGAGCCAAUCCCUCAUCUUCUGAGUAUACAGUGUGGACUCUGGUGCCUUCAGAGGGGCUCAGGUCACAUAAAACUUUGUAUAUCAAUGA
Messenger RNA from Chlorocebus sabaeus (green monkey), 5042 nucleotides. RefSeq names its product AXL receptor tyrosine kinase (gene AXL). Gene Ontology annotation, molecular function: protein binding; transmembrane receptor protein tyrosine kinase activity; ATP binding. Gene Ontology annotation, biological process: cell surface receptor protein tyrosine kinase signaling pathway; phagocytosis; natural killer cell differentiation. Gene Ontology annotation, cellular component: signaling receptor complex; plasma membrane. The record is from RefSeq and is a predicted model, not a curated record. NCBI's taxonomy places the organism in Eukaryota, Metazoa, Chordata, Mammalia, Primates, Cercopithecidae.